Mauremys mutica (yellowpond turtle) is the source of this 1416-nucleotide messenger RNA. RefSeq names its product succinate dehydrogenase complex assembly factor 3 (gene SDHAF3). The record is from RefSeq and is a predicted model, not a curated record. Bases 304 to 690 code for a protein of 128 amino acids. Gene Ontology annotation, biological process: mitochondrial respiratory chain complex II assembly; succinate metabolic process. NCBI's taxonomy places the organism in Eukaryota, Metazoa, Chordata, Testudines, Geoemydidae. The transcript has 2 exons. Gene Ontology annotation, cellular component: mitochondrial intermembrane space; mitochondrion.
CGCCCCGCCCCGGCUGCUACUCGGCGGGGGUGGCGGGUGGGGGCGAGCGAGCCCCUGAGCUAGGCCGGGCCGGCUGGCGGGGAGUCGCUCACUGAUCCGCCCCCCACCCCGGGCCUGGCGGAGGAACCCGACGCGCCGCGUCCCGCCCCCGGUGCUCCCGCCUCAACCCUCCGGCACAGGAGCGUUUCUCUCCGCGCUCCGCUGCCCACCCGGGGAGCUGCCCCAGCACCGCCCUGCUGCUGAGCCCAGCCCGGCCGGCACCCCCAGGCGGCGGCAGCAGCGCAGGCCGCGGUAGCCCCAGCCAUGCCGGGCCCUGCAGCCCUGCACGUGUCCCGUGUGCGGGCUCUGUACCGGCGGAUCCUGCUGCUGCACCGGGCGCUGCCCGUGGCGCUGAAGGCGCUGGGCGAUGAGUACGUGAAGGAGGAGUUCCGGAGGCACCGCUCGGUUGGGCCGGCUGAUGCCCAGCGCUUCCUGCGGGAAUGGGAGAUCUAUGCAGAAAUGCUGUGGCAGCAAGCUAACCAAGACAGACAAAACUCAAGAAAAAAGACUUGCUUUGGAACCCCCCUCACAGAGGAGAAACUUAACGACUUCCAUAAUGAACAGAUUGGACAGCUGCAGGAAUUGAUGCAAGAAGCCACUAAACCUAAUAAGCAAUUUAAUAUUUCUGAUGAUUCUGAAUACAAGAACUAGAUUUUUAAAUGCACUUAAAAAGCAUUUUAUAGAGCUUCCUUUUUCAAUUCGAGUAGAACAUUAUGAUGAAGAAUAAUGAAAGCUGAUGAUGUGGUAAAUUGUGUGUUUUAACCUGAUGUAUCUGUUUCCUUAUGCAGUGAUGUUAGAAUUACUUUAUGGUCCCAAGUUAUGUAAAUUAUAACAAACACUUGUACUUUGCAUUUUAGAAAAUGUGCUUUAUUUUAAGAUUUUGGUAAUUGUCAUGUUUUCAAAAUGGAAAGUUUUAUGCUAGAAUUGGAUUUAAGCACCUGGUAGGUCUUGAUUUCAAGCCAAGUCAUUAUUUGUAUAUCAUCCACUUUUUCCUCUAAUAAUGGAAAGGAUGCAAUCAACAGUAAUUUUUUUAUGGGGAUUCAGCAACUACUGUACAAAGAAGGAAUGUGUGCUACUGAUUUGGGUUUAUUGCAUUGCAAAGAAGUAAACCAUGCUUACAAAGAUGUGUUGUUCUUUCAUUUGAAUGCUAGUUUUCUUCAUAAGUUUUAUUGUGGAAUUUUCCUUUAAACAAAAUACAUUUUUUAUUCUAAAAUUCACCCUGCUUAAAACCACAGUCUUAAGAGCAAAAUAAUCUGUUUUUCAGUUAGAUCCCUAGAAUCUAUCAAAGUAUGAUUCCCUUCCUUAUCCCUGAAAUCCUGCUAUUUUACAGCUAAAUUGUCUUAUUAAUUCAGCAAUAAAAUAAUUCUUUAGUAGAAA